Drosophila kikkawai is the source of this 2432-nucleotide messenger RNA. NCBI's taxonomy places the organism in Eukaryota, Metazoa, Arthropoda, Insecta, Diptera, Drosophilidae. The record is from RefSeq and is a predicted model, not a curated record.
AACCACCAGGAAAAUCCUUUUUAUAACCUGUAAAAGAAACAUAAUUUCCUUAUAUAAAAAAAAGAUUUCCCACUGAUAAUGAAUAUCCGCCAUCGACCUGGCACACCUCCUCCCCACCUCAGCCACAUGGCGGCUAGAAAUGGCAACAGGAAUAUGGCCUACAUGGUGCCAGGCAAUAUGUCCAGCAAUAAUGGAGGAGGAAGGGGAGGAGGAGCUGGAGGAGGAAGAGCUGAAAGAGGAGGAGAAGGGCUCGGAGGAGGAAGAACCGCAGGAGGAGGAGCCGCAGAAGGAAGAGCCGCAGGAGGAGGAAACGGAGAAGGAGGAAGAGGUGGAAGAGGAACAGCUGCUGUUGCACGAGGAGCAGUAGGAGUAGAACCCACUAGACCAACUGGACCUGGAGAACCCUCUAAAUCCCCCAACAAACGCCAGAUGUGGCCCAACACCAGAGAUGGCUACGAACUGGGCGAUGUAAUUGGUGUUGGAGCCACGGCCGUUGUCCACGGAGCCUUCUGUGUGCCCCGCAAGGAGAGGUGUGCCAUUAAGCGCAUCAAUCUGGAGAGAUGGAAUACAUCAAUGGAUGAACUGCUCAAGGAAAUCCAGGCCAUGGCCUCCUGCAAUCACGAGAAUGUGGUAACCUAUCACACCUCCUUUGUGGUGGAUGAAGAACUCUGGCUGGUGCUGCGCCUCCUCGAGGGUGGCUCCCUACUGGACAUUAUCAAGCACAAGAUGCGCCUUUCCAACUGCAAGCAGGGUGUCUUUGACGAGGCCACCAUUGCCACAGCCCUCAAGGAGGUGCUACGCGGUCUGGAGUACUUUCAUUCCAAUGGACAAAUCCAUCGGGACAUCAAGUCGGCAAAUAUACUAAUUGGCAACGAUGGAACCAUACAAAUUGCUGAUUUCGGGGUGAGUGCCUGGCUGGCCACCGGUUGUGAUUUGUCGCGCCAGAAGGUGCGUCAUACUUUCGUCGGGACACCCUGUUGGAUGGCACCGGAGGUGAUGGAGCAACAUCAUGGCUAUGACUUUAAGGCAGACAUUUGGUCCAUUGGUAUAACAGCCAUUGAGAUGGCCACUGGAACGGCACCCUAUCACAAGUAUCCCCCGAUGAAGGUUCUCAUGCUGACCCUCCAAAACGAACCGCCCACCCUGGAUACGGCUGCCCUCAACCAGGAUCAGUACAAGGCAUAUGGCAAGACCUUUCGCAAGAUGAUUGCCGAAUGUCUGCAAAAGGAUCCCGCCAAACGGCCCAUGGCCAGUGAGCUCCUCAAACAUGCCUUCUUCAAGAAGGCCAAGGAUCGAAAGUAUCUCGUCCAGACGCUGAUCCAAUCUGGUCCCAGUUUUGAGAUCAGGGUACACAAGGCGGCAAAGAAGCAACCAGGAUGCUUGCAUCGCUCAAUGUCCGGCGAAUGGGUUUGGUCCAGCGAUGAGGAGGAGGAGGAAGAGGAGGAUAGCAGUAGCUCGGUUGGCUUCGCUUCGAGUUCCAACUCCGGUGGCGGUGGUGGUAAAAAUCAACCCUCCUCGGACUCGGACUUGGAGGACAAACCCAUAAAUUGCUUGGCCAAAGCUGAUUCCUCGGAUAGUGAUAAAGAGGAAUCAUCACCGGAUGCCACAAUGACUUCAGAGACUCAAGAUGAGGGAGCUGCUAUUGGUGCUCCUGUUCCUAAUCAUGAGGCAAACACUAGAUUCGCCCAGCUACCGCUAACCAAAGCUUCUGCGGCACCCGUUAAUCUUGUCCUGCGCAUGCGUAUGCGCAAUGUCCAACGUGAACUCCAUGACAUACGCUUUGAGUUUGUGUCCGGCAAGGACACCGCCGAGUGUAUAGCCAAGGAGCUGGUCGAUGCUGCCCUGGUAGAUGCCCUGGACAUCCUGCCAAUGACCCAGCAUUUGGAGAAACUGAUAGCCGCCAGCAGCACCAUGAAGAAGAUCACUUUUCAAUUGAUAUCCGGCGUCCAGCCGGGUGAAGUCCCGGAUGAACGAUUAUUGGUGGGCUUUGCCCAGAUCUCCAUCACGGAUUAGGAGAGAGAGAGAGAAAGAGCAAGGGAUCUCCGAAAACUUCACCUGUCUCGGGAGAGAUCUUGCCACUGAACACUAGACUCUUUACCAAACUGGACAUUUCCAGUAUCACGAAUGUGACUUUUGGCAUAAUAUUUACAUUUUCAAGAAUUUUUAAAAAGAAAUAAAUAAAUUGCAUUGAUCAUUGUAAUUAUAUUAAAUUAAAAAUUCUUAAUCUUGGCUCUUGACCUGCAAAAGUUCCUUAAGUGUACUUAUCAUUUUUUCAACAUAUAGCACAAAUAUAUCAACAUAUAUAGCACUAAAGUUUUGUAUCUUUAUAUAAAAUAUUAUUGCAUUUAUGUAACUUGAAAACAAAUAAAUGAAAAUUAAUUAUUUUUAUCACUAAAAUGGAAGAUCAGUUGGUAUAAGAGGGAUUUCGGGGG